CUGCCUCCCUCUAGCUGCCAUCUUGCGUCCCCGCGUGUGUGCGCUUAUUCUCAGCUGGUCUGCCCUAGACCCCCUGAGCGUCAGCCCUAGUCCCCCGCGCGGCCCCGUUUCCUCUCCAACAAGGUACAAAAAGGCUGUGGACGCCGGCGUGGGAGGAGGACGGGAUCGGGGGCGGGCAGUGCCCGGAAGGAGCGAGACAGGGAGGGACAGGGCUGAGGAGAGGAAGGCGAUGCGACGGACAGGCGCACCCACUCAGGCUGACUCUCGGGGUCGAGGUCGAGCCAGGGGCGGCUGCCCUGGGGGCGAGGCGACGCCGUCUCUUCCUCCACCUCGCGGCGGAACCAGAGGACAGGAGCCUCAGAUGAAAGAGACUAUCAUGAACCAAGAGAAACUCGCCAAACUGCAGGCUCAAGUGCGCAUUGGUGGGAAAGGAACUGCUCGUAGAAAGAAGAAGGUGGUUCACAGAACAGCUACAGCAGAUGAUAAAAAACUUCAGUUCUCCUUAAAGAAGUUAGGGGUAAACAAUAUCUCUGGUAUUGAAGAGGUAAAUAUGUUUACAAACCAAGGAACAGUGAUCCACUUCAACAACCCUAAAGUUCAGGCAUCUCUGGCAGCGAACACUUUCACCAUUACAGGCCAUGCUGAGACCAAGCAGCUGACAGAAAUGCUACCCAGCAUCUUAAACCAGCUUGGUGCAGACAGUCUGACUAGUUUAAGGAGACUGGCUGAAGCUCUGCCCAAACAAUCUGUGGAUGGAAAAGCGCCACUUGCUACUGGAGAGGAUGAUGAUGAUGAAGUUCCAGGUAGGCAUCUUCACUUGUGGUUAAACUGGGGAAUCUCAGCAAAGGAGGAUAAAGAAUCUUUAUUCUAUAGGGAAGACUACCUGAGGGAGGUGGUACAGAGUAAAGCAGGGAAGGGAGACUUGAACCUCACUCAGAAUGAGAAAAGUGGUGUGCUGAUAUUUCACUGGGAGUCGUGUUUGUAGGUUUGGUUUUUUUCU
Messenger RNA from Myotis lucifugus (little brown bat), 1000 nucleotides. It is a transcript of the gene BTF3, whose product is annotated as basic transcription factor 3. The record is from RefSeq and is a predicted model, not a curated record. Gene Ontology annotation, cellular component: nascent polypeptide-associated complex; cytosol. Bases 230 to 985 code for a protein of 251 amino acids. The transcript is spliced from 5 exons. NCBI's taxonomy places the organism in Eukaryota, Metazoa, Chordata, Mammalia, Chiroptera, Vespertilionidae.